Molecule: messenger RNA, 366 nt
Organism: Soboliphyme baturini
Lineage: Eukaryota; Metazoa; Nematoda; Enoplea; Dioctophymatida; Soboliphymatidae
Source: the annotation of a GenBank genome assembly
AUGGCCGGAAACAGCUUAAUAUUCAAGCAGGACUCGCACUACGAAGAGCACUUCUACUCGCUCCUAAAGCCCUGGACACAUUUUGUUCCUGUGCGACGUGAUUUAUCAAAUCUAGUCGACCAGGUCAAAUGGGCAAUGGCACAUGAUGCAAGGAGUCGUCACAUCGUCGCUAACAUGCAAUCGUUCGUUGAUGCGUAUCUGCUUCCAAAAGAAGGUGAGUUAGGCGUACGACACUUUCUAACCGUAGGUGACGAUACGGCAGCAGCGGUCAUGUGCCAGUCAAACGUUCUGAAGACUGCGCAACCGGCAAUGCAGCCUCAAAACAGCUGUUUUGACAGCGCCCUGCUAAUGAUCGACUGGAUGUGA